AUGUCGCUCGCUAUUGAGGAGGAAAAACAUGCUUACAAUAACGAUAAUGAGUUGCCUUUGUCAAAAGGUGAACUAGAGCUCAAUGUCGGCGGUCGUGGGGCCACGCAGCGUCGCCUGCGUAGCUAUCAGGUAUCCAUGAUCGGAUUUUGCGGUGGCAUCGGGACAGGUUUAUUUGUUGGAACAGGUGCUGCCUAUGCUAAAGCUGGUCCUGCUGGACUGCUGCUGGCCUACGGGAUCGUGGGCAUAGUCCUCUGGUGUGUGAUGCAGAGUAUUGCAGAGCUAGCUACGUUACUUCCUACUGCUGGUUCCUUUCCGCACUGGGCAACUCGAUUUAUUGAUCCUGCUGUCGGCUUCUCCCUUGCUAUUUCAUAUGGGUACUGCUAUACUAUCGCUAUUGCGUCCGAGGUUUCAGCCGCCGCUGUGAUUGUCUCGUUUUGGACAGAUUUGACGCCAGCCGUUGUUAUCACGGUGGGGCUCGUACUGAUCUUGCUCAUUAAUUUGACAAGCGUACGUUUCUAUGGUGAUACCGAAGUCAUUAGCGGUUCUAUCAAGAUCCUCUGCUUUAUUGGCCUGGUCUUUGUGUCCAUAGUCAUCACUGCUGGAGGUGGGCCAAAUCACGAAAGUAUUGGGUUUCGCUACUGGCAUAACCCGGGGGCGUGGACGAAUUACAAUGGCAUCACGGGUCCAACUGGCCAUUUUCUCGGAUUUUUGUCUUCCUUCGUCAAUGCCUCCUUCAGCUUUAUCGGUGUCGAGACAGUAGUGAUUACCGCAGCAGAGGCUGUCGAUCCGCACACAGCAAUUCCUAAAGCUGCACGCCGUGUUACUUAUCGGAUUGCCUUUUUCUAUGUUCUCGGUGCGUUCUUAAUCGGUUUAAUUGUCAGUCCCGAAAACUCGGACUUGACAUCUGAUAGUGGGAAUGCGAACAGCUCCCCAUUUGUCAUCGCUAUACGUGAGGCUGGUAUCAACGUUUUGCCAUCCAUUGUGAAUGCUUGCAUCCUCGUGUCUGCCUGGUCUGCUGGCAACUCGUACUGCUGGGUCGGCUCACGCAUGAUUGUCGCUAUGACGACAGAUCAUCAACUUCCGCAGAUUUUUGGCCGUGUCACUCGGAAAGGUGUCCCAUAUAUUGCAGUCCUUGCAGCCUGGCUUUUUGGUCCAUUUGCCUAUCUGAGUCUCGGGACUGGAGGAGCAGCGCAGGCAUUUUCAUGGCUCUUAAAUUUGAGUACCGUCGCAGGCCUUAUUGCUUGGGCAACACUAUCCUUCUGCUAUAUUCGCUUCUACGCCGCUCUAAAAGCACAAGGGGUCAGUCGGGAAAGUCUUCCAUGGAAAGCUCCAUUUCAGCCCUUUGCUGCCUGGGUUGGUUUUAUUGGAUCUACUAUUAUCACCUUGGUGGCAGGCUUCCCCGUUUUCCUUAAGGGAAAUUGGUCUACUUCGGAUUUCAUCGCCUCAUACAUCGGCAUUCCCAUUUUUAUACUGCCUAUCAUUUGCUGGAAGGUUGUGAACAAAACAAAGUUUGCCCGUGCUUCUACUAUCGAUUUAUAUUCCGGUCGUUUGCAUGAGGGGGAAAUAAUAGUGCAAGAGAAACCAAGCACCUUAUGGCAGCGGAUCCUUGACUGGAUCUUUUAA
Molecule: messenger RNA, 1623 nt
Organism: Talaromyces proteolyticus
Lineage: Eukaryota; Fungi; Ascomycota; Eurotiomycetes; Eurotiales; Trichocomaceae
Product: putative amino acid permease
Exons: 3
Coding region: 1-1623 (540 amino acids)
Biological process (GO): amino acid transmembrane transport
Cellular component (GO): membrane
Molecular function (GO): amino acid transmembrane transporter activity
Source: RefSeq, a predicted model, not a curated record